Molecule: messenger RNA, 4959 nt
Organism: Lynx canadensis (Canada lynx)
Lineage: Eukaryota; Metazoa; Chordata; Mammalia; Carnivora; Felidae
Gene: ST6GALNAC3
Product: ST6 N-acetylgalactosaminide alpha-2,6-sialyltransferase 3
Exons: 5
Coding region: 102-1166 (354 amino acids)
Biological process (GO): ganglioside biosynthetic process; oligosaccharide metabolic process
Molecular function (GO): alpha-N-acetylgalactosaminide alpha-2,6-sialyltransferase activity
Source: RefSeq, a predicted model, not a curated record
GUGCUAACUUACGGGCCAAUUGAGCGUAUGUCAGAAAUCUUGUAAAAUCACAUGCACACUAAAACAACAAAUAAAUACACAAUGUCUUAGAGAGGUGAGUCAUGCCAGGUGUUUGUUCUACCUCUAAAAUCUUUAGGAGCCUACUUUCUCUGGAUAUAACCCAGAAGAUGAGAACAUCUACCUUUGGUGGCCAUCACCAUAUGAUGGAGGGAAGGCAGACAUCAAUUCAGGCACAUGUUCUUAAUUGUGAAAAUCCCAUGAAAGAGAGAAAGUCUAUGAUUGCAGUGAGCUUCAUAGCAGCGUUCCUCUUCCUGCUGGUUGUGCGCCUUGUAAAUGAAGUGAAUUUCCCACUGCUGCUAAACUGCUUUGGACAGCCUGGCACAAAAUGGAUACCAUUCUCCUACACAUAUAGGCGGCCCCUUCGAACUCACUAUGGAUACAUAAAUGUGAGAACACAAGAGCCCUUGCAACUGGACUGUGACCUCUGCGCCAUAGUGUCAAACUCAGGUCAGAUGGCUGGCCAGAAGGUGGGGAAUGAGAUAGACCAGUCAUCCUGCAUUUGGAGAAUGAACAAUGCCCCCACCAAGGGCUAUGAAGAAGAUGUUGGCCGCAUGACAAUGAUUCGAGUUGUGUCUCAUACCAGUGUUCCUCUUUUGCUAAAAAAUCCUGACUAUUUUUUCAAGGAAGCAAACACUACUAUCUACGUUAUUUGGGGCCCUUUCCGCAAUAUGAGGAAAGACGGCAAUGGCAUUGUUUACAACAUGUUGAAAAAGACUGUUGACAUCUACCCGAAUGCCCAAAUUUACGUGACCACAGAGAAGCGCAUGAGUUACUGUGAUGGCAUUUUUAAGAAGGAAACUGGGAAAGACAGAGUCCAGUCUGGCUCUUAUCUCAGCACGGGGUGGUUUACCUUCAUUCUGGCCAUGGAUGCCUGCUAUGGCAUUCACGUCUACGGGAUGAUAAAUGACACCUACUGCAAGACAGAAGGAUAUAGAAAAGUCCCCUAUCAUUACUAUGAACAAGGAAGAGAUGAGUGUGAUGAAUAUUUUCUUCAUGAACAUGCUCCAUAUGGGGGGCAUAGGUUUAUCACUGAAAAGAAAGUGUUUGCUAAAUGGGCCAAGAAACAUAGGAUAAUAUUCACACACCCAAACUGGACAGUGUCUUGAUGUUAGUUUUUCUGAUCUUGCCACAACACUUGACAUGGUAAUACCACAACUGUGAUGAUAUUGAUGCUAAUGACGAUGACGGUGAUGACAAGGACAACAAUGAUGAUCAAGUCUGUACAUUCUCAGAUAUGGAUGGUGACCCUGCCAGUAAUUUGAACUUGGGAUUUCAUGGAGGGUGGUUGUGCUCUUUCCAUUUAUUCUGAAGGUUCAACAUUACAUACUGCACUUUAUAAUUUAACUGGAAUUGAAAUGAAGGCCAGUAACAUGACAGCCGUGACCUAAGAAAUGGGAAGAUUAUCCUUCAAGAUAGCUGCCCAGUAUUCUUGAACAGUGAGUAACUUUCAAAAGCCAUGGGAUUUGGCCUCGUGAGACUAGGUUAUUGACUCUGUGGUCUCUUCAACUUGAGCAGCUCCACCAUCUUGAAUGGUUGAUUGUCAAACACUGACCCAAGAAAUUCUAUCUGGGUACAAGUAUUGUACCACACUUACUAGUUAGCCUAGAGGCAGUGAAGGAAUCUUCCUGACAUACCAUGGUCCUAGAGUACCUCCUACAGCUGAAGCCUCAGGCCAUUUCUUGAUUAACAAGGGAGAUAUCAUGGCCAUCGUACCCAUCAGGAUUAUUCAACAAUUCAAACACUUAAUUCAAAAUGGGCCAACUAGCAAAUCUUGAUGGAUUUCCGCUCCCACCACUCCAUUCUCACUACCCCAAACAAUAUAACCUAACCCGGUACUAGAGUGAUCUCUAUUACUGUUUAGUUAUUUUUGGUUGAGUCCUAAAUAUUUCAGAAAGCUAUUUAACAUGUAAGAUACCAACACUGUAAUAACAUAUACUGUGAAAACAUUCUUAAAACAUAACCAAAAGGGUUUACUAACUCUAUUUCAACAUCCAACAACACAAAAAUAUAUGCUUUUUAAAAUCAUGAAACGAGGAAAGCAAAGCAUAUUUUUACAUCAAUUUGUAUCCUACCAUACUUCAUAAUAUAUAUUUGUAUAUUCAAAUUUCUAUUUUAUAGGCUCAAGAUGCAUCUCUCCAUACAUUACAUUAUCGUUGCCAAGUGCCAACUGUUAGACAUGGAGAGGAGAUGAUUCCUUGUGUUAAAUCUGACCAGAACUUUUGCCUUCUUGGGGUUUAUUUUCCCCACAGUGUAUCAGUUGUUAUACCAUAAUAACAACAAUAAUAAUGACCUUAAUGUCCAAAGUGCUUUGUCAUGUAGAGUCCUCAUACAUAUGCUGUCUCAUGUGAUGCCUGUGACCAUCCAUUGGGCUAUUGCCUGCACAUUCUGACAUCUCCUUAGCAGAUAAGCUGUAAUUUGUUAAUUGCUUUGAUAUAUUCCAGAUCUUCCCUUUGCUAAUAUUUGUAUAGAAUAGCAUUUAUGUAGACUAGUAACCAAUUGAUUUCAGUGCCAAAUAUAAUACAUCAGGAUAUGCAAAAAGUAUCACAAGGAUGGUCUUGGCCAUACACUAGGACUCCUGUGAACGUAAGUACUUUUGAUUUUUUUUAAAUGACUCUUUUUAGGUAGAGAAAAAUGAGGAAGCAGGACAACAGGAGGGAAUGAACGCAGAGAAAUACAGUCUCCUGUCCCCAUCUUGAGAUGACAUUGUUCUCCAUAUAGUCAUUGUUUGUUAAAUAUUAGAGGACUGAUUUGCUGAGAGAGUUGCUGAGAGAUCAAAAAUAUCCUUGCAAAUUAUUCAAAAGAUGCAGCCAAGCUUAACUUACAGAGAAUGAUUUGGAGGAUGAGAGUGAUGAUACAUUUCACCUUAGGAGGACUUUACCAUGCUAGGUCCCAUGAUUAGUUCUCAUUAAAUGAGCCAUCUUGGACCAAAGCCUCUUUGCUGCUCUCUGCUGCCAUUUUGAUAACACCAAUACAUCCAUGAAAAUGACCAAACACCACGGUGGAACUGUUACUGUUGUUAUUCUUCUGUUGUUUCCUCAUAUGGUUUUUAGUUCUGUGUAUGUCAAGAUUUUUUGAGCUAAUGAUGGAUAGAAUUGCCCACGCAAAGAAAAAUAAACAGAUGCAAACGUUAAAAUUGUUAUACAGACUGUUUAACCCCCUGUUGUGAUAUAGAAGUUCCACUUUUAAAUAUAAAGGAACAUGUGAUUCUCAGAAUGAUUCAGGGAAUGACACAAUUUAUUUAGUUUUCUGGUAAAUGCAGGGGUAAACCUAUUUGUUUCAGUCCUUACCAAAAAGAAACUUUCAGCACUUGCCUGCUCUCCUGUCUCUCUAUGAAGAAGACUUAGCAGGAGACUUUGUAGUGGCCACAGCGCUCUGUGGCAGGAGUUGUUUGUAGCAGGCAGUGUUUCCUCUGGAGGGGUAGGGGUGGCCUCUCCUCUCCUUUCCUCUCCUCCCUCCCCUCUCUUCCCCCCCUUUUUUUUUUCUUAACUAAACCUCAAUCCCACUUUUUAUUGUCGUUGUCUCUCAUCUCUUUUUUUCUAAAAGUGGGAAACAAAAACCAUUAUUCUUAAUUUGAAGACCUAAUUGGAUGAUUUCCAGUGUAAUCAGAAUUUUGAUAGAAUCACAUAGCUUAUUUUUCUCUGCAGUCUUAAUGUUCUCUGCUUCCAUGUUCUGUAUUUUUUGCCCUCAGCUUCCUAAUUCUAGUGGAAAUACAAAGUCUAAUUUCUCUCAUAUUGAGAAACUUUUCAUCCAAGAGUUACUGAUAGAGAAGAGAACGACAAAGGAGCAAUUCAAAAUUGUCACACAAAUUUCUGGCCAUUUCCACUAGUUCUAGUCAACUGAAAGGCUUCAUCCAGCAGCUAAACAUUGAAAAAUUCAACUGAACUCUCUCUCACUGAUGUAUAUGUAUUCCAGGAGUUAACAUCUGUAAAAAACAAACACGUUUCAAUUCCAUCCAAUGCUCUAGACAAAUGGACUAUUGAAAAUGGCCACAAUUUGCUGAAAUCAGCGUAAAAGCAUGCAAGCUAGAAAUAAUAGAGUAAAUAUUAUUUUUAAUUAUGCAGAAUUUAGAAGAAAGCAAGGAAAUUUUAAAAAGGGUUUUAAUAUGAACGUUUGAAUCCUUUCUAAGUUAGCAUAGUGAUAAGUAGUAAUGAUUUAUAUUGUUAUGAUGGUAAUGGAAAUUAUAAACCUUCUAGACUAUGUUUUACCUUGCUAUCAAACCUAUCAAAGAAAAACCAAGGAUGUUUGUAUAUAUGCACAGAGUCCAUGUGUGUGUGUGUGUGUGUGUGUGUGUUGUGUGUAUGUUUAAAUGCAUACAUGUAAUCCUAUAUUUUUCAGUGAUGUGUAUGAAUCACAGAAAACCUAUUUUAGACUUCAAUGAAAUGUGUUGGUUUACAUUUUGAAUCCUGAUGAAAAAAUAAAGCAAAAGUCCAAAUGAAACAUACCAAUUGUAAAGAGUACAUAAAAUAAUAUUCAAUGGCUGGCCCAUUGAAGAAAGAGAAGCUGCUUAACCUGGAACCGAGAACACAGAUGCCACAGUCGUCAAAGAUCAGACCCGCAAGUAUAACCAUCUGUAUUGUAGGCUCUGACAAUCACAGCUCUGCCAAAGUCACGUGGAAAAACACUACAUCAAGCUGCAUUCACACUGAAGUGAAUGAACACUGACCUCCUUAUUAAAAUCAGCCUGUCUUUAGCGUAAGCAGAACUCAGAUUUGCAUGAUUUUUAUUAUAUGGUUAGAGAACUGUGACCAUUGUGCGAAGAGAAAAAUAUAUAAGGAGUUGGUUCUUUGAAGAUUUGGAAUGAAUCAGCCGUUGUGAGAGCAAGAGUCUGAAUUGGGGACUUUGCUGACCUUUCCAGAAGUAUAAAGGCAUCAGAAGAGAAUCACUGGUUAUUUCCUUAGA